AUGCAGUCUUCAAAGAUCAGGCUGGUAGUUCCACAUGGCCUCAAGACCCUGCUUGAGGGGGUGAGCCGGGCUGUCGUGGAAAACAACCCGGAUGACAUUGCUGAGUUUUUCGCUCUCUAUUUCCAAGAGCUCGUCACCUUUCAGAAAGGGAAUCCAAAUCUGGAUAUAACAGAACUGGUUGAAAAGUUUGAGUUCGUUAGCGAAAAUGGAAAUGAGGGACUGGAAGAGAAGACAGCCGAGUACACAGAUACUUUGUUUUCUGGGGAGCCCAAGCAAAGGGACAAGUGUACUGACACAGAGGAAGACCAGCUCCUUGAAGAACCUGAUAUUCAGUAUAGCUCCAAAAUAACUCAACACCCAUCAAUUGCCAGUUCCAUUGCAGAAAGCAAAUUGCCCCCUGGAUCUGAUGGAGCUUCAUCCCCUGAGGGACCUGAACUGGUGUACGUCCCUGCUGAGCCUGCACAGCUUGCUGCCCACGUGCUAGGUAACAGUGAUUCUCUUUAUUCUGUGAGGGAUGUGGCAACCAGUGUGCAGACUCUUUAUGAAGACUCUCAGAUCUCGGAGAAUGAAUUUACACCAGUAGAAGGUGCUGCUGAAGAUGCUUCUGCUGUCCCAGCAGCCGAGGAUUCUGUAGAGGCUCUUAGGUCACAACCAGGAGUGUGGAGCCAGUCCUCCAUAGAUGGAGAACUAGGUCCUUCAGACAGCCAGGCUGAUGUCUCAAAAAAUGAUGUAAAUCAAGCUUCCUUGGUCCCCUUGUGGGAAGAACCAUCACCUCUUUCACCACCACCAUCACCUGCUCCUAAAGAUCCAUUGCAGGCUGUGCCUUCCUGCAACGAAGCUGAGGCUACCCCAACCACUGAGGUUGUAUCACUGUGUUGGGAUGAUGAGCUGAUUAUGGAUGCAGAGGUUCCACCUUAUGUAGAGCAGUUUCCACAGAAAAUAAUCAUUCCCUUUGUAGACCAAACAGCUUAUCUGUUAAAGAUUGAGCAGCCAUUAAAUGCAGGCCAGGGCUCAAGUGCUACAACCUUAGGUCCAUCUGCUGAUGAUUUAGUGUGCCAUCCUGAGAGAACGGAAUCUACAGCACAAGUGGAAUCAGCUGAGCAAGCUUAUGUCUUGUCAGGUAAGAAAGUUUGGGUCUUUGUGUUGUCUUCCUGUUCCAGCUUUCAGCUCUACAGCGUCAUCAAUGGUCAUUAAAUGGAAAAGCACCUACAUCAGUGCAACACAGGGUAGAGAUG
Molecule: messenger RNA, 1235 nt
Organism: Aptenodytes forsteri (emperor penguin)
Lineage: Eukaryota; Metazoa; Chordata; Aves; Sphenisciformes; Spheniscidae
Gene: CABYR
Product: calcium binding tyrosine phosphorylation regulated
Exons: 3
Coding region: 1-1194 (397 amino acids)
Biological process (GO): sperm capacitation
Cellular component (GO): cytoplasm; sperm fibrous sheath
Molecular function (GO): calcium ion binding
Source: RefSeq, a predicted model, not a curated record